UUCACUUCUGAAACUAUUUGGUGCUGCUCUUCGAAUGCAAAGAGAGAUAAUGUGGUUUAAGGUGAGAUAUAUGACCUAAGGGAUCGUUUCCCUUUUUCCUUCUACUUUCAGUCAAAAAAGACAGAUAAUAUGGUCAUAUGGAGUGCCAGCGGAAAUAGUAAUUUCUAAUUUCUAAUUAGAGAGGAGUUCAUGAGUCAUGACAUCCAAAGUUUGAUAGCUAGUAAGUAGUAAUCUCAUCGAAAUAACUAUGUGGGCCGGAGGUGGAGAAAAUUAUGCCAUCUUUACUCCUCAAGAAUAAAAACAAAUAUGGGAAAACGCCGGGGCAAUUAUUCUCGGAGGAGCACAAGCAAUUACUCAAAGAAGUUGAAGCGUGGAUGAAAGACACUGCAAAUUAUUGUAUGAUUGUUGCAGCUUUGAUUGCCACAGUCAUGUUUGCUGCUGCCUUCACUGUUCCAGGCAGUAAUAACAGCGAUGAAGGCACUCCAAUAAUGAUAAAAUUGAAUGCCUUUGCGGUUUUUGUCACAUCGGAUGCGGUGGCACUCUUCACUUCAAUUGUUUCCAUCAUUAUGUUCUUAUCCAUUCUCACGUCUCGGUACACUGAAGAUGAUUUUCUUGUGUCAUUACCUGCCAAGUUAUUGUGUGGACUCACGGCACUCUUCAUCUCAAUAGUUAGCAUGCUUGUGGCUUUUGCAGCAACUUUCUUCUUGGUCUAUAAUUAUCAUAGGCUUUACGAGCCGAAGGUCAUUGCUGCUUUUGCUGGACUUCCUGUAGCUUUGUUCGCGAUUUUACAUUUUAUGCUAUGGUUGGAUACGGCGAGAUCAACAUGCUCGUCUAAAUUUCUAUUUAGACCGGGAAAGCAUAGGAUUUAUAAAGAACAGAUCCGUCACAACAGAGGGGCGGGCUUCAUUUUCGGGCUUCAAUCCGUCAAAUUGAAUGCCUUUUGUUUAAGUGGUUUCGCAAAUUAG
Molecule: messenger RNA, 965 nt
Organism: Lycium barbarum (goji berry)
Lineage: Eukaryota; Viridiplantae; Streptophyta; Magnoliopsida; Solanales; Solanaceae
Product: ankyrin repeat-containing protein NPR4-like
Exons: 1
Coding region: 273-965 (230 amino acids)
Source: RefSeq, a predicted model, not a curated record